This is a messenger RNA of Echinops telfairi (small Madagascar hedgehog), 1215 nucleotides long. It is a transcript of the gene ELOVL3, whose product is annotated as ELOVL fatty acid elongase 3. The record is from RefSeq and is a predicted model, not a curated record. The transcript is spliced from 4 exons. Lineage: Eukaryota; Metazoa; Chordata; Mammalia; Afrosoricida; Tenrecidae. Gene Ontology annotation, cellular component: endoplasmic reticulum membrane. Bases 74 to 889 code for a protein of 271 amino acids. Gene Ontology annotation, molecular function: fatty acid elongase activity. Gene Ontology annotation, biological process: fatty acid elongation, polyunsaturated fatty acid; fatty acid elongation, saturated fatty acid; sphingolipid biosynthetic process.
UGGGUCCAUUCCAUCCCGACGGUCCCGAGGUUCGGUCCUGCUCCCCAAGCUCCGGCCCUCGACAUCCGCAGCAAUGGCCAAGGCUCAGAAUGUCACCUACGAAAUGGACCAGCUGUACCAGCCCUACAGAUUCGAGGACAUCAAGAACUUAGGGCACUAUGUGGAUGAACACUGGUCAGCCUCCUUCUCCAUUGCUUUCACUUACCUGGUGUUCAUCGCUCUGGGGCAGAACUACAUGAAGGCACGGAAGAGUUUCAAUCUGCAGAAGCCUCUUUUCCUCUGGUCCUUGAGCCUUGCCAUCUUCAGUAUCCUGGGAACAGUGAGAACAUGGAGCUUUAUGGGGACCUUGAUAUACAAGAUAGGUUUCAAAUACUCUGUGUGCUAUGGCCUCUUCACCGAAAUUCCUGUGGUCAAAUUCUGGUCCAUCUUUUUUAUAUUAAGCAAGAUUAUUGAACUUGGAGACACAGCCUUCAUCAUCCUGCGUAAGCGGCCGCUCAUCUUUGUGCACUGGUACCACCACAGCACAGUGCUAGUGUACUCAUUCUUUGGGUACAAGAACAGGUUUCCUGCUGGCGGUUGGCACAUGACCAUGAACUUCGGCGUGCAUGCCAUCAUGUACACCUACUACUCACUGAAGGCCCUCAGAGUGAAUCCUCCCAGAAUGCUUUCUAUGGUCAUCACUAGCCUACAGAUCCUGCAGAUGCUUGCUGGAGCCCUUAUCUCCUUCCUGAGUUAUGUGUGGAGGCAUGAACAUGGGUGUGAGGACACCACAGCUGAUGUCUUCUUCUGGUCCGCUGCUUUGUACUUCAGCUACAUCAUCCUCUUCGCUCACUUCUUCUGCCAAGCCUACAUUUUACCCAAUAAUAAACAUAAGACCAAGAGCCAGUGAAGAACUGGCUACACUGAGACAGCCCCUCGGCUCUCUCCUCCCCAGGCUACAGAAGGGGUCAGCUUAGGUUCAGGAGAAAUCAUUAGUAUACCCUAACCUACACGAUUUUCCCCAGAGGAUAUGUGCUCUAAGUUGACAAGAAGUUAUGACAGACAGGAAUUCUCAUCUUUGGGAUGGGGAUAUGAUCUACUAUUUUGAUGUUUCUGUUUUUAAUGUGAAGGUCAAACAGGCCCUGGCAUGGUGUGCGACUGUGGAGGAUCCUCAAAGUAGAAUUAUUUAUAUUUCUAUCCACAACUCUUUCUACUUGCUCUAUUUUUUUUUUUUUA